CCAUGUGAGAAAGCACGAGAGAAAAUAUGAUAUAUUGAUAUUGUGUGUGAUGCAAUACAAGAGGUGCUAUUUAUAGCUACUCUAUACAAAGAGGAUACUACUCAUAUUCCAAUGUGGGACAAUUACAUAGCUAUCUCUAACAUUUACAUAGCUAUCUCUAACAAGAAUAUGAAGUAUGAUGAUAUGUCCCUUAGAAGAACUUUUAUGGGAAUGAUGAGUGAUUUGUGAGAUUGUGUAAAUUGUUACCUUAUUUUGUUUAUCAUGUACCAUCCUUUAUAUUAUUAGAUGCCUUUGCCAUGGAGGUCCAAACAUUGUUGAGGGGAAUCUUCUAGAGUCGUCUCAAUUGACAAGGGUCCCUCUUACGUCUGCCAUACCCCUGUUUUCAUGUAUUAUAUUCUACAACAUGUACUCCUGCACUAAUUGUUGAACCUGCGCGUUCUUGCAAGCCACUGAGUCUUGUUAAAACUUAAACCUAGAGCGCCAGGAAAUGAUAAGUGAGGUAUGAUGAAUUAACAGAGUUGUACUUAUUUUAUUAAGCCUGUUCGAGUGAAUAAUAAGUGUUUGAAUUAGAUAUAAUCCAAGUGUUUCUUAUCUUCUUGGGAAGUGGCAAUCUCUUUAUUUGAGAUAGGGGUUGGAGGAGGGGUUAAUUUAGGACCUCUAAGAUGAUAAUUGAGCCUUUAGCUUGGAACCUACCUUUUGAGUGCUUCUGCAUUGAACGUUAUGUUAAAUUGGAUUGGAACUAGUAGCUAAUUUUUCAGUUGUUGCACAAAUCCUAAUGGUAGAUUUAUACUAGUAAUUUCAGGAACUUUCUGACUUCAAUUUAUCUGUAUCAUUUAGGAGGAGCCUUGACUUUCUGGUUUCAUAUGAAUUCCAUAGUACUGCGGGAGAGCCUUAACUUGAAUGUUAUUCACUUUCUACUUCUCAGAAUCAGUAAUAGUGCAAUUGACUGGUUAUAUUUCCUUCGCAGAGGAUCUUAAUAAUCAAGCGUCUAUAGCUUUUGGGAGAACAACUCGAACAAGUGCCUUUCACAUUCUGUGUGUCUUAACUCAGAUUGCUCAAUAAGCCAGCCAUAUUUACUACACUGCCAAAAUGUCAAUCUCUGUACAUGGUCAACAUAUGCAGCACACGAACACUAGGCCAUUAAUCCUAACAUGUACAGUUAUGGACUUGUUAUGAGGUUCCUGUAUUAGUUACUACCCUGAAUGAACAUUCAGAAGUGAUGAUCAAUGGUCGCAAAUAUUUAACAUUUUUGCUGAGUCAAGCUAGUGAAAGCUCAUGCUUGGUCAGUUCCUUAGUUUCUAGAUACCUUUGGUGCUUGAAGCCUCAACCUUCUAGUGGAUCCUAUUGUUGAGGUGAGCCGCCGCAUUAUUCGUGGAGGCUGCCGUUUCAGCUCUACCUAUCUUAUAUCUAUUAUUUCUUUCGGGUUUGCAUGCCCGUCACUUAAACUUCUAUUACUCCGUUAGAUGCUCCACGGUCUUAGUAUGGAAUCUGGAUUAGAGACUUAUUAUUUGAGUGUUCUUUAGAUUUAUAAAUAAAUUAUGAUUUUAGUCGAAUAAUUAUUUCCUAUUUCUCUCGGUGCUUAUAUAAAAGGUUAAGAGUACAGGAAUUGGUUCGCCUGGCGAGUGGUAUUAGUUGGGUGCCAGUCACGUCUUGGGGAUAGUUUGGGAUGUGACAUUGACUUCCUAUAUUAUUUUUCUUGAGGAGGAAACAAUCAAUUUUAUUAAUGACAAAGACCAAGUCCAAGAUAAUGCUAGGAUGAUAAAGAAGAUAUGAGUGCUUUCCCGAGCCGAGGGUCUCUCCGAAUCAGCCUCUCUACUUGCACAAGGUGGUAAGGUCUGCGUACUCACUACCCUCCCCAAACCUCACUUGUGGGAAUGGGGUAUGUCGCUGUCGUUGUUGAUAAAGAAGAUAUACCAAUGUCAUCCCCUGUCUAUUCUUGUAAAGAUGAUAGGAAUUGUAUCUAUGUAUGUGUUCCAUAUUCUAGAUAUUCUUGUAGCUAAUUGACUUUCUAUGUCAUUUGGUUAUUCUAUGAUUGAGCUUAAAGUGUAAUAAAAUGUAUGGACCAACUUUUCUGCAUAUUUUCCCAUUAGAUUUCUGCAUAUUCAUAUGAUGGCUAACAUUAAGCUUAUCCAGAAAAUCAAAAAAGAAAAAAACAAGCUCAGCAUUCUGUUGACCUUCUCUAUCUGUGAACUGAUUUAAGAAUUUUACACGGGUUUGGGAAACAGAGAAAUAAUCAGAUUUUUUUGAAAAAUAAAAAAUAAAAAAUAAAUCUGAUUAUUUCUCUGUUUACCAGAUUCCCACUGAAUCCUUGAUUGUUACUCAUGUCUUGGCCUUUAAUGACUUGUAUCCUCUUCUACAAAGGUGGCAUAAUUGAGACACAUUAGAAUGAUAGUUUGGACUAGUUUUGUUCAUCCAGAUCCUUAACUGGUUUGUGCAUAUGCUCUCUCACUUUGCUCAAUAACUUUUCUUUUAUCACUGUAUGUUUAAAUUCUUGCCACACUUUGACAUCGUUUUUUUAAUGUAGUUUGACAUCAUUAAUUAUAAUAUUAUGUUCUUUUAUCUAAUAUGGAUGGAGACUUGUUAAUUCUCAAGAUGCUGCGAGAAUGUGUAAACAAAAUUUAGAAGAGCUAGAAAUUUUAUUUGUUAUGCCUUUUAAUUUCUGGGAUAGGACAAGAAUUGAUGGAUGAGGAAGAAUACAAAUGCGGUGGACAUCUCCCAACAGUAAUAAGUUUUUAUGUUACACUAUAUCCUGUCAGGCAGUUUAUUGGACUAUAUAAUUCCGUCUAUCCACGGUGUAAACACUGAUAGUAACUGCAUACCUUAUAGCAAUGCCUUUCUGUAAUCCCUUUGCAUGAAUCAUCUUGUUACUUUAUAAUCCAUUUUGGUAAAGCAAGUGUUUGCUAAUAGAUACUGUGGCGUGGUAUCAAUCCCUUUCUAUCAAAAUAACUUUUUUGUUUAGUACCUAGGAGUGUCGCCAAGCGGUUAAUGAAGUGAGCAAAACCAAUGGAGACAAAAGACACUAGGUGAUUUCUUCACAUCUGCCUGAGUCUUGGUGGCCAAGGUCAACCGCUUGUACAGAUGGGAGGUAGCAGGUGUGAAUCUAUCCUUCAGUCUGGCUAUAAUUGUUCAGUACGGAUCGAGAAGAACAAAAGAAAGGGACGAAAUAGACGCAAGAAACCUGGUAUUCCCCAGAAGAACUAUGUUGUCUAUGAGUGCCAUUUCUGCUCACAUCGUAAUCUUAAGAGAGGAACCCCAAGUGGCUAUAUGAAAGACCUAUAUCCUGCCAAAACAACAACUUCAAGAGUAGACCCUACUAAAUCAGCAACCCGAAAGUCUGAACAGUUGGAUACAGUAGUAUCUAGUAUCGAUAAGGCAAGAGUUGACCCUACUGAAUCAGCAACGCAAAAAUCUGAACAGUUGGAUACGUUAGAGGCUAAUAUCGAUGAGACAAGAGUUGACCUUACUGAAUCAGCAACCCAAAAGUCUGAACAGUUGGAUACGUUAGAGGCUAAUAUCGAUGAGACAAGAGUUGACCUUACUGAAUCAGCAACCCAAAAGUCUGAACAGUUUGUUACUUCAGUGGCUAGUACCAAUAGAGAUAAUUAUAAUGCAGAUGUAACGGUUUCAUCUGAAAUAGUUGGAGAUGAUCCUACCGCUAGUCCUGCAACUCCAUUGUCGACAGUAACAGUUACUUCUUUGUUGGAUUCUAAGAGGAAGAAAAGAAACAGAACAGGGUUCAAGAAGAAAGUUGAACCUCAGGUUGGUUCGUCUGCGACAGAUGCUGAGAAAACUGUCUCAAUAUCCAGUAAGCGAAAGAGGAAGUCUUGGACUAGUUUGAAGGAAAUUUCUGAAAAUGAGGGUAGCAGUAGCAGAAAGUUCUCCAACAUAUCUGUACCAUUUGUUCUUUGAUUGUAAUAACUAUAUUACUGUUUCUUGAGAACCCCUUUGGUGUUGAUAUAUUAAAGUUUCAACUCUUCUUUUAAGUUUUAAGUAACCCGAUAUAUCUAUUUUAAUUGA
Nicotiana tabacum (common tobacco) is the source of this 4017-nucleotide messenger RNA. NCBI's taxonomy places the organism in Eukaryota, Viridiplantae, Streptophyta, Magnoliopsida, Solanales, Solanaceae. The record is from RefSeq and is a predicted model, not a curated record.